AUGGAAAUCCCUUGGGUCGAGCUCCAACAGCCGGAAAAAGGCCAUGGAGGCUACCAAAGCCUCAACCCCCACUCGGAAAUCUUGCAAAAAGGUACCCGCACCGCGCCUGGUCGAAAAGUCCUGACCUGUGAUAUUCUCGUUGAGCACGAUGUCUCAAUUGUCGUCUCAGACGGCUGUACUCUCUACGCCGACAUCUAUCGUCCGCCAUCUGCACCUGAACGAACAACCCCGGCAAUCCUUUGCUGGAGUCCGUUCGGGAAGAAGUUCAGCGGAGUCGACUCCCUCAAACUGAUGACACCCUGGAACCUGGGAAUUCCCGAUGGAACGCUCAGUGGUCUGGAGAAAUUUGAGGCUCCAGAUCCUGCUGAUUUUGUGGAUCGUGGAUACGCCAUCAUCAAUAUCGAUUCCCGCGGAGCUUUCGAUUCCGAGGGUCGAAUGACGAUCAUGGGGUCUCAAGAAGCACAAGAUGGGUAUGAUGUUAUUGAAUGGCUUGCCAAACAGCCUUGGUGUAAUGGUUCUGUCGGAAUGGGCGGGAACAGUCACUUGGCCAUUAUUCAAUGGUUCGUCGCUGCUCUCAACCCCCCGUCUCUCAAGUGCAUCGCUCCAUUCGAGGGGUGUGGAGACCUCUAUCGAGAGCAGUUUGCCCGCGGAGGAAUAUACGGCGGCGAUCUUUUCGACCAUCUCAUUCAAAAGUAUAUGCUGCGAGGGAGGAAUGGUAUCGAGAGUUUCAGGAAGAUGUUCCAGGAGCACCCUCUUGCAAAUGAGUGGUGGAAUGAUAAGAGGCCGGAUAUGACCAAGAUCAAAAUUCCGACUUACAUCACUGGGACGUACUCGAACACAAUGCAUGGAAUGGGUGCUAUUCGAGGCUGGUUGGAGGUUGACUCGCCGCAAAAAUGGCUUCGCUUCCAUCCGUGGCAGGAGUGGUUUGAUCUGUGGGGAAACCCUCAGGCAAAAUCCGAGCUCUUUUCUUUCUUCGAUCGUUAUUUGAAGGGGAUCGAUAACGAGUGGGAGAAUACUCCGCGUGUGCGAAUGGCUGUGCUAAAGUUUGGCGAGAAGGCACCCCUUGAGAAUGUCGUCGAGGAAGAUUUCCCCUUGCCUCGCACUGAGUACCGGAAGGCUUUCCUGACCAUAGAUGGACUGAGCAUGGAUCGACCUGCUUCUACCACGGGUACUGUGUCAUAUAACUCGGAAGAUCCUAAAGAUACGGCAAAGUUCAAGUAUACAUUCACAGAGCGCGCCCAGUUGGUUGGGAUCCCCAAGGCUGUGUUAUACAUGCACUGUGAUGAUCUCGACGACAUGGACGUCUUCCUCAUUUUGACGAAACUCUCGGCCUCCGGAGAGAUGCUUUCAACCUUGAACAUCCCAUGGAAGAACCUCCCUGUUUCUUCCAUUGCCGAAAUCCCCGAUGAUCUCCGAACCGAGGUUAUCCUCUAUCAGGGUCCAACUGGAAUACAAAGGGCCUCAAAUCGGGCCAUUGAUACUUCUCGGUCCAUGCAUCCGAAUUGGCCUUUCUAUACCCAUGAGAAAGAAGAAAAGGUGACACCAGGGACUGUUGUGCGCCUGGAGAUUGGUAUUUGGGCUAUGGGUGUGGAAUAUGAAGCUGGGGAAAGCAUUGAGUUGAGGGUUGGUGGCCGUUAUCAGGGGAUUUCAAACUUUGGUACUAGUGACCAUGUGAGAAACAAGGGACUGCACUGGAUUCAUGUGGGAGGGGAGACUGAUAGUCAUUUGGUAUUACCAUUUGUGUAA
Messenger RNA from Penicillium atrosanguineum, 1746 nucleotides. RefSeq names its product CocE/NonD family hydrolase. Bases 1 to 1746 code for a protein of 581 amino acids. The record is from RefSeq and is a predicted model, not a curated record. The transcript has a single exon. Lineage: Eukaryota; Fungi; Ascomycota; Eurotiomycetes; Eurotiales; Aspergillaceae. Gene Ontology annotation, molecular function: dipeptidyl-peptidase activity.